Pyricularia pennisetigena is the source of this 657-nucleotide messenger RNA. RefSeq lists its product as uncharacterized. The transcript has 3 exons. The record is from RefSeq and is a predicted model, not a curated record. Gene Ontology annotation, cellular component: ribosome; mitochondrial small ribosomal subunit. NCBI's taxonomy places the organism in Eukaryota, Fungi, Ascomycota, Sordariomycetes, Magnaporthales, Pyriculariaceae. Bases 1 to 657 code for a protein of 218 amino acids. Gene Ontology annotation, biological process: mitochondrial translation. Gene Ontology annotation, molecular function: structural constituent of ribosome; small ribosomal subunit rRNA binding.
AUGUCGCCAAGAUUAGCACCUUUCCAGUCGCUGGCUCGCCAAUGCCGCUCCUUCAUGUGCGAGCAAACGGCAAAAUUCUCAUCGACCCUUCCCGCCGCGAGACUCGUGGAACAAAGCACCAGCUCCGGAUCCAAGCUGCUUAAUCAGAUGGACGCGGGCCGCAGCGAAACCCCGGCGAACGCCAUAAAGAAGUACAUGUGGUCUGCAGAGGCCCGCGAGAGGAACAAGAACGACUACACCGCCAAACACGAAAGAACUCAGAUCCAGUUGCGCAAGAACCAGGUCGCAAGCAACUACCUCCGCCAGUCACCCCGGCGCUGGAACCAGGGCGAGCUCUACUCGCCCCACGACCUGUCGCCCGAGGAGCUCUCCCGCUUCCGCAAGCCUACGCGGCCCAAAUUCGAUGUGAUUGACGUCCUGGGCAUAAACCCGCUGGAUGAGUACCAGAACUUCUCCAUGAUUUCGGAGUUCAUGACACCCAUGGGCCGGAUAAAGCACUCCAAAGAGACUUGCCUACGUCCCGUAAACCAGAGGAAGAUUGCCAAGGCUAUCAGGAGGGCCGUCGGACUGGGAUUACACCCUAGUGUGCAUCACCACCCAGAGCUUCUCAGGACCCGUUAUGCCAGCGUUUCCGCUUCCGGUAGGCGGUCCGUGUAA